GUUUGUUUUUAUCUUAUAACUGCCUGAAAGUUGCUGGACAACGAAUUUAUCGCCAGGUGAGCACAAGAUGGUGGACCGGCUAGCGAACAGCGAGGCCAACUCCAAGCGCAUCGCAUUGGUGGAGAACUGCUUUGGAGCAGCAGGCCAACCGCUUGCCAUCCCGGGCCGUGUGCUGAUUGGUGAGGGUGUCCUCACCAAGCUCUGUCGUAAGAAGCCUAAGGCGCGGCAGUUCUUCCUCUUCAAUGACAUCCUGGUCUAUGGAAACAUUGUGAUCCAGAAGAAGAAGUACAACAAGCAGCACAUCAUCCCCCUGGAAAGUGUUACAAUAGACACGGUGCCAGACGAGGGUGACCUGCGCAAUGGCUGGCUCAUCAAGACACCUACCAAGUCCUUUGCUGUGUACGCCGCCACGGCCAGCGAGAAGUCCGAGUGGAUGAACCACAUUGCCAAGUGCGUCGGGGACCUGUUGGAGAAAAGUGGCAAGGCGCCCAGUGGCGAGCACGCCGCUGUUUGGGUGCCCGAUUCUGAGGCCACAGUGUGCAUGCGCUGCCAGAAGGUGAAAUUUACGCCAGUGAGCCGCCGGCACCACUGCAGGAAGUGUGGCUUCGUGGUCUGCGGGCCAUGCUCAGAGAAGAAGUACCUCCUGCCCAGUCAGUCAUCCAAGCCUGUUCGCGUCUGCGAGUACUGCUAUGUGCAACUAACGACAGGCGGGGCAUUCGCGCCACGCUCGGACUCCAUCAGUCGGCCGGGAUCAAAGUUUAACACCAAUAACGUGUCGGACGACGAGGACGAGGAUGACAGCAGUGACUGAGUCCCACUCCCUCACAUAGGCUUCCCCCAUCCCCUCAUACAGAGAAGAACAUGCUGUUGAUCUGUUCUAAAGACCUAGCUCUGGAAUCUUUCUGUUUAUGUGGCUCUGGAAUCGACAAUUGAGGUUGAAGUCAAAACGCUGCAGUGCUUUGUUUGGAAUGACAUUCUCCUUGGCUGAUGUAUUUUUCUAUAUUAUUCAUUUUUCUCUCUUUGAAUGAAGCCAGGAUAACAAGGCAUAGUGAUUGGUUGAGUCAACAACACAGCACCAAGAAUUGUUUGACUGCCCUUAGCGGUCAAUCCUCUUACCCCGCACCUAAUCAGUUUGCACACUUCCCAAGACGAUGGUGUUAAUAGGAAAUAAUGACAAAUACUCCCGCCCUCCAUGCUCUCCUCAAGUUUCAUCUUCAUAUAUGUUCCCCAUCAAGCUUUUGUUUUUUUUCCUGUACUUUUUUUGUCCAUAAACCAUAUGAGGUAAUUGCUCAGAUUUUCUGCAAGGUAAAGCAAAUGUUUGGCUGCACUAUUCUAGUGUCUGUUUAGUGUCCUUAAGGUGUUUUAUCAAAUAGUACCUUUUUUUUUUCUUUUAUAAAAAAAAAUUUUUUUGGGCUCCUCUGUAGCCAAAUGAUUAGAGCUCAUACCACUUGGUCACAAUGUCGCCAGUUCGAAUCUAGCCGGCGACCUUUGUUGCACGUCAAACCCCUCUCUGUCUCCCUCAUUUUCUGUCUACCUCUUCACUGCACUGUCUAAUAAAGGUAAAAUACCAAAAAAAAAAUUUUUUUUUAAAGUCAAUUUUGUUUCUUUUUUGAAGCAGAUCCUCUGGUUUUGUCCUUCACUUUUUGCUAUAAUUUUCAUUCACAAAAAAAACCCUUUAACCCCCACCCUCCUCCGCUUUUGUCCUUGACCACAUUGCUCCCGACAAAUCAAAAGGCUUUGUUAUGGUUGUGUACUCACACUUUUCACAGAGCGUUUGUCUCUGGAUACUGCCACUGCUAAGCUAACUAACACCCCUGAACUUCAGGGAAAGUUACAGUUAGCUUUUUACCACUUCUGUCACCCAUUGACUUGGCCUUCACCCAUACUGUCAUGUAGUGCGUUGGUAGAAAGUGAGAUGGACUUAGUGAGAAGGACCUGUUUGUUUCUGAAGUUAGUUUGCAGAAACACAGAGCUGUGAUGGAUCAUUGUUAAAAGGCAUUACAGGGGACAGGGUUCCAGAGAGCUGGGGGACGUCUUGUGAGCUUGUUGAGUUACCUCUGUGUACUGUGAAACAAUGGGAGAUAAUCUCCAACCAAAUGCUUUUAAGUUUGACAGUGACUGUUUCUACCUUUUUAACAGGAAAUUAGCAAUCAUUUAGAAGUCCAAUGGUACUCUACAAUCUUUUCGAUGUAUUAAACAACUUGUCAGUCGGAUUUAGCAGCCACUGUUGCUAAUACAGAGGUUAGACUACCUGAACUCCCAAAUUUCCACAGAAGCCUUACCAUAAUCUGCAUUUCUAAAGGAUUAUAUGGGCCAAAGAGGGAUAGGCUGUGUGACCAGAAGAAGGGGUGUAUAGGU
Molecule: messenger RNA, 2358 nt
Organism: Lampris incognitus (smalleye Pacific opah)
Lineage: Eukaryota; Metazoa; Chordata; Actinopteri; Lampriformes; Lampridae
Gene: plekhf2
Product: pleckstrin homology domain containing, family F (with FYVE domain) member 2
Exons: 2
Coding region: 68-811 (247 amino acids)
Molecular function (GO): metal ion binding; phosphatidylinositol binding
Source: RefSeq, a predicted model, not a curated record